AUGGCAGGCUAUGACACAGUGCCCGAAAAUGCCGGGGUGAAGGUGGAUAGAUUCACGCUGUCCAUUCCCGAGCAGGAACUAUCAGAUUUUAAAGACCUCCUGCGACUCUCCAAGCUAGCCCCACGCACCUACGAGAACAUGCACACCGAUGACGGCAAGUUCGGUGUUAGUUAUGACUGGAUGAAGAAGGCGAAAGACUACUGGCUGAACGAAUAUGACUGGCGCGAGAUCGAAAAGCACAACAACUCGUUCCCGAAUUUCAUCGCGCACAUCAAGGACGACGACGGCGAGGAUUUCCGCAUCCACUUCGUGGCGCUCUUUUCCAAGAAGCAGAACGCCGUCCCGCUGCUCUACAUGCACGGUUGGCCGGGCAGCCAUCUCGAACACCUCGACAUCAUGGACCUGUAUCGCAAGAAAUACGCACCGGAGGAGCUGCCGUACCAUGUCAUUGCGCCGUCGCUGCCCGGGUGGACACUCAGUUCCGGUCCCCCGCUGACCAGGGACUUCGACACCGAGGACAUUGCGCGCAUCAUGAACAAGUUGAUGGUCGGCCUCGGGUUCGGGAGUGGCUAUAUCUGUCAGGGCGGUGACAUCGGUUCGUUCACGGCAAAGGUCAUGGCGGGGACUUAUGAUGAAUGCAAAGACAAUUUUGCCGUGUCCAGCGCGCCACCCAAGAAUGUGGAUGAAAGUCAAAUCACCGACUCCGAGAGAAAAGGCAUGGAGCGGAUGCAGUCAUUCUACAUGACCGGAAACGCCUAUGCGCGCGAACACGGCACCAGACCGGCCACGAUCGGGUUUGUGCUCGCUUCUAGCCCACUUGCUCAGCUAGCAUGGAUUGGCGAGAAAUUCAUCGAAUGGACCGACGACACGCCGCCUCUGAAGAACAUCCUCGAUUCCAUUACCCUGUACUGGUUCACCGAGUCUUUCCCACGUUGCAUCUACUGCUACCGCGAGUUUUCCAUCCCAGGUAGCCGCGGUCUGCCUCACGGAAACCCAAAGUACGACAACGACAAGCCGACCGCAUACUCGUGGUUCCCCAAGGAGCUCGCACCGGUGCCGAAAGCGUGGGUGCUCGCGCAGGGCCACAACCUGAAGCUCUUCAAACAACAUGAAUCGGGCGGCCACUUCGCGGCAAUGGAAAAGCCAAAGGAAAUGCUGGAGGACAUGGAGGAAUUUAUCCAGAAGAUCGGUUGGCCUGUGAAGAAGUGA
Molecule: messenger RNA, 1209 nt
Organism: Fonsecaea multimorphosa CBS 102226
Lineage: Eukaryota; Fungi; Ascomycota; Eurotiomycetes; Chaetothyriales; Herpotrichiellaceae
Exons: 6
Coding region: 1-1209 (402 amino acids)
Biological process (GO): epoxide metabolic process
Molecular function (GO): epoxide hydrolase activity
Source: RefSeq, a predicted model, not a curated record